ACCAGCUGAUUUCGUGUAGUUGUUGAUCGCGUUUGUUGUCGUUACUUAAUUGAUAAACUUUUUGGGUUGGGGGGCGACUCUCCAGAUAACCUUCACUCUCUAAAUUAAUAAACAUUGACGCAAUGGUUCGUUUAUCGGCUCGUUUUCUAAUGGCUGUCCGUAAUCAAGACACGGCCAACUUUAUCCGCGAUGGCAAGAAGAUCGUGGGAGUGGCCCUCAACUACAUGGACGUUGUGAAAGCCAGAAAUGUGCCUGUGCCAAAGGAGCCGCUGGUUUUCCUCAAGCCCACAUCAUCUUAUCUACGCGAGGGUCAUCCGAUAAUCCUACCAAAAGUGUUCUCCAAAGUGGCCUAUGAGGUUGAGCUGGGCGUGGUGAUUGGAACACGGUGCAAGAAUGUCUCCAAGCAGGAUGCCAUGAAGUAUGUUUCGGGCUAUUGCCUGGCUCUGGAUCUAACCGCCCAGUGCAAUCUGACUGCCGCUCGCGCUGCUGGCCAUCCGUGGACCUUGGGCAAAGGAUUCGAUACCUCAACACCCGUUUCGAAGUUCAUACCUUUCGAUGACGUGGACGAUCCACACGCGCUGCCACUGUGGCUCAAGGUUAAUGGCGAAGUGAAGCAAAAGGGUUGCACCGCGGAUUUGAUCUUUAAAGUGCCCGACAUCAUUGCGUACGUGUCCAAGUAUAUGACCCUGGAGCCCAACGAUCUGAUACUGACGGGCACGCCCAAUGGCUCGGACGCAUUCAAGGCUGGCGAUGAGAUUGAAUGCGGCAUGGCUGAGUUUGCCACGCUCAAGUUCCAAGUGUGUGGCGAAUAAACGGCAAAGCAAACGGACUGACAACAUGGACACAUAUUUUUGUAUGCUCUGUAAAUGCUUUAUAGUAUGAUUUGGUUAUGCAUAAUUUAUUCUUCAAUAUUACUUCCUGCCACUCUUGACAUCAUCGCAGGCAAUCAAA
This is a messenger RNA of Drosophila obscura, 951 nucleotides long. Its product is annotated as acylpyruvase FAHD1, mitochondrial. Gene Ontology annotation, molecular function: acetylpyruvate hydrolase activity. Gene Ontology annotation, cellular component: mitochondrion. NCBI's taxonomy places the organism in Eukaryota, Metazoa, Arthropoda, Insecta, Diptera, Drosophilidae. The transcript is spliced from 5 exons. The record is from RefSeq and is a predicted model, not a curated record. The coding region runs from base 123 to 812 and encodes 229 amino acids.